CCUCCCCCCCCCCCCACCCCGCUCCCUUCCUUUCUAGGGAGUGUAGGGUGGGGGGACUAGGGAGAGAGCAGAGAAACAGAAGAACCCCAAGACAGAGAGCAGUAAGAGACCUAGGAGGCAAAGGGAGGGGGAGAAGGAGAGGCUUUCUUCUCCAGUGGCGCACAGGCCCAGCCACGCCUCCAGUGCUGGUGCCCCGCCCCGACUUUGAAGUGCUAGAGGCUCUAUCUUGGCCCCCCCCUCCGCCCCCAGUCGGAGGCUCAACGGCGCCCAGCUCUCCCCUUCCGGCGGGCAGGCCAGGCUGCCUUCUAGGGGCUCCCUACGUGGGAAGGUGAGUAGGAAGGCGAUGCUGAGCGCCAGCACAGGAGAAGAUCGGGGCUUUCCUGUCGAGGUGACCCCCUGGGAAUCCCCACAAGUCCUGCCCCAGGGACGCUUUUUGCCGCCUCCAGGGUUGCGUUUCUUUUGGUCGCGGGCCCUUUAAUGCGAGUGAGGGGGCGGGGCCAGACCUUGGGCUCUAGCGGUUGGGGGCGGAGCCCGACAGUGGAGUGAGGCCAGGACUGCUCACUGGGCGGCACCCAGAGAGGAGCAAGCCCGGGAUUGGGUGGUGCGGGGGCCCGGCAGAGGUGGGUAAUAAGGAUUGGCUUUCGGGGCGGGGCCUGGCGGCUGGAACUGGACCCGCUCUAGGACAGCGGGGACCGCGGAGAAUUGAUGGAGUCACUCAGGGGAACAGGGAACAUCGGGGCCACCGGGGCCCAGGCCUUGAAGAGGGCCAAGGAGGGGACCGGGAUCCGCAGCCGGCGGCGGUGGCGCAAAGGCAAGGCCAAAGCCUCUCGGCUCACACACGGCAUGGACCUGCGCACCAUGACACAGUCGCUGGUGACUCUGGCAGAGGACAACAUUGCUUUCUUCUCCAGCCAGGGCCCUGGUGAGACAGCACGGCGGCUAUUGGGCGUCUUUGCAGGUGUGCGGGAGCAGGCACUAGGGCUGGAGCCAACCCUGGGCCGCCUGCUGGGCAUGGCACACCUCUUCGACCUGGACUCAGAGACACCUGCCAACGGGUAUCGUAGCCUUGUGCACACAGCCCGCUGCUGCCUGGCGCACCUUCUCCACAAAUCACGUUAUGUGGCCUCCAACCGCCGCAGCAUCUUCUUCCGCUCCGGCCACAACCUGGCUGAACUGGAGGCCUACCUGGCUGCCCUUACUCAGCUCCGUGCUCUGGCCUACUACGCCCAGCGCCUGCUAAUCACCAGCCAGCCCGGGAGACUCUUCUUAGAGGGUGACGAGGGUCUCACGGCUGAUUUCCUGCGCGAGUAUGUUACGCUGCACAAGGGCUGCUUCUAUGGCCGAUGCCUGGGCUUCCAGUUCACGCCCACCAUCCGGCCAUUCCUGCAGACCAUCUCUAUCGGGCUGGUGUCCUUCGGGGAGCACUACAAGCGCAACGAGACAGGCCUCAGUGUAACUGCCAGCUCCCUCUUCACUGGUGGCCGUUUCGCCAUCGACCCAGAGUUGCGCGGGGCUGAGUUUGAGCGGAUCACACAGAACCUAGACGUGCACUUCUGGAAAGCCUUCUGGAACAUCACUGAGAUCGAGGUGCUGUCGUCUCUGGCCAACAUGGCAUCGGCCACCGUGAGGGUAAGCCGCCUCCUCAGCCUGCCUCCCAAGACCUUUGAGAUGCCACUGGCUACUGACCCCAAGCUCACUGUCACCAUCUCGCCCCCACUGGCUCACACGGGUCCCGGGCCCGUCCUCGUCCGGCUCAUCUCCUACGACCUUAGAGAAGGACAGGACAGUGAGGAGCUCAACAGCCUGGUGAAGUCGGAGGGCCCACGGAGCUUGGAGCUGCGGCCACGCCCCCAGCAGGCCCCCCGCUCACGGUCCCUGGUGGUGCACAUCCACGGUGGCGGCUUUGUGGCCCAGACCUCCAAGUCCCACGAGCCCUACCUCAAGAGCUGGGCUCAGGAGCUGGGCGCCCCCAUCCUCUCCAUCGACUACUCCCUGGCCCCCGAGGCCCCUUUCCCCCGUGCACUUGAGGAGUGCUUCUAUGCCUACUGCUGGGCCGUCAAGCACUGUGCCCUCCUCGGCUCAACAGGAGAGCGGAUAUGCCUUGCAGGAGACAGUGCAGGUGGGAAUCUCUGCUUCACUGUGUCCCUGCGGGCAGCGGCCUACGGGGUGCGAGUGCCAGAUGGCAUCAUGGCAGCCUACCCAGCCACCAUGCUGCAGUCGUCGGCCUCACCCUCCCGCCUCUUGAGCCUCAUGGACCCUCUGCUGCCCCUCAGCGUGCUCUCCAAGUGUGUCAGUGCCUACGCUGGUGCAGAGACAGAGGACCACUCUGACUCGGACCAGAAGGCGCUAGGCAUGAUGGGGCUGGUGCGGCGGGACACAGCCCUGCUUCUCCGAGACCUCCGCAUGGGUGCCUCCUCAUGGCUCAACUCCUUCCUGGAGCUGAGUGGGCGCAAGUCCCACAAGACCUCGGUGCCCAUAGCAGAGCCAGUGCCAGUGCCAAUGCGACGCAGCGUGUCGGAGGCAGCACUGGCCCAGCCUGAGGGCCCCCUGGGCGGGGACCCAGUCAAGAGCCUGACGAUGCAGGACCUAAGCCUGAGGAGCAGCUCCGAGGCAUCGGACACCCCCAAGCUGUCACUGUCGGGGGAGACACUUGGCCCCUCCAAGCCCUCAGAUGUCAAUUUCUUACUGGGCCCGGAGGAUGUGCCUGAAGCAGCUGUGGCCAUGGACGAAGUGCGGACCCAGGAUCACUGCCGCGGCACUAGCACCGCUUUCCCUGAGGGCUUCCACCCGCGGCGCUCCAGCCAGGGCGCCACGAGGAUGCCCCUCGACUCCUCACCUAUCGUCAAAAACCCCUUCAUGUCUCCACUGCUGGCACCCGACUACAUGCUACAAAGCCUGCCGCCAGUGCACAUCGUGGCGUGCGCGCUGGACCCCAUGCUGGACGACUCGGUCAUGUUCGCGCGGCGGCUGCGCAGCCUGGGCCAGCCCGUGACGCUGCGCGUGGUGGAGGACCUGCCGCACGGCUUCCUGAGCCUGGCCGCGCUGUGCCGCGAGACGCGGGAAGCUGCGGCGCUGUGCGUGGAGCGCAUCCGCCUCGUCCUCACCCCGCCUGGCACCUCCGCGCCCGCACCUCACGGCGGCCUGGAACGCCAGACCGCGCCCGCCACGCCGCCGCGCACGCCACCGGCCUGAGCCGAGCCGCGCGGAGAGAUGGGGCCGGGAGGGGCGACACUAAAGGCCUCUAGUUCCAAUCUGCGCCGGUCUCUGUGGUAAAUGCACCCAGGGACGGGCCACGGGGACCCUUCCUCGAGGGGCUCCCGGGCCCUAAAGCACAGCAGGAAGGGGUGGGCUGUGCCUUAAGUUGGGAAAUGGAAUUGGGCUCAGGGCGGGGGCUGCAGGCUGGGACUCCGGCCUGGGGGAGGGGGGCGUACACACACCAGUCACCAAGAGCUGGACCUGCACUCCACCAUUGCCUUCUGCUGCUGCGACCGCCACGGGGGCGGGCCGUGGUCCUCCCUUGCUGGUCGGUUAGUUUGUUUUUUCGUGCGUUUGUUUUUUGUAAAUAAAAGGUAUUUAACUAGUUUGUCCUCUCUCAAGCCUGGUAGGGUGUCCACCCACCCCGGGGUCAGCAUCGGACUCAAGCUGCGGAGAACGAGAAAGGAGAAACCUGGAAUCUAGAGUUCAGAAGGCCGGUGCCUGGAACUUCUGGGUCCCGGGGUGGGGGAGAAGGGAGUCUGCCACCCUGGGUUUCUGAGCAAACACAGACACACCUUAUAUUCUCAGACUUAAGCCAGGUAGAGUGCCAGAAGACUCUGGGUUCUCACCUCCCCCUUGAGGUCUCUCAGUAAGAGCAUAUUCCCCUAGUCCGAGUUGAAGGCUAAACCAAAAAAACCAAACCCACUGCCAUCGAGCCAAUUCCAACUCAUAGCGACCCUAUGGGACAGGGUAGAACUGCACCAUAGAAUUUCCAAGGAGCACCUGGUGGAUUCAAACUGCCAGCCUCUUGGUUAGCAGCCAUAGCACUCAACCACUACACCACCAGCGUUUCCAGUUGAAGGCUACUCCCCUUUAAAAACCCAGCCUAGCACCGACCAGGAAAGGAAAACCUAUGUCUUAGGUCCCAAAGGUUCCAGUGACCCCAAACUCCCUACAGAACCAGACCAAAGCUAGCAGGAAACCAGAAACAAACUGAUUCCCCAAAAGACAGGAAGCACAAAACCAAACCCAUUGCCCUGGAGUCCAUUCCGAUUCAUGGUGACCCCACGUGUUACAGAUCUGAACUCCAUACAGUUUCCUAGGUUGUAAUCUUUAAAGACGCAGAUCUCCAGGACUUUCACUGCACCACUACGUGGGUUCAAACCACCAACCUUAGAAGUCCAGCGCAAACCACUUGUGCCACCCAGGGGCCUCUGGAAGCACAAGCCCUGCCUGACUGUGACAGUCACUCAGUCCUUCACCCAACACUCUGAGGCCUCACCCCUUGCAGGCCCUGGGUCUGAAGCGGAGAUGAUUCAUACCCAGAGCCUCCUCUGCAAGGGGCUUCCCAUCCUGGGCUAUCCUGGGGGUAGAG
Loxodonta africana (African savanna elephant) is the source of this 4570-nucleotide messenger RNA. It is a transcript of the gene LIPE, whose product is annotated as lipase E, hormone sensitive type. The transcript is spliced from 10 exons. Gene Ontology annotation, cellular component: cytosol. Gene Ontology annotation, biological process: cholesterol metabolic process; triglyceride catabolic process. The coding region runs from base 706 to 3192 and encodes 828 amino acids. Gene Ontology annotation, molecular function: triacylglycerol lipase activity; sterol ester esterase activity. NCBI's taxonomy places the organism in Eukaryota, Metazoa, Chordata, Mammalia, Proboscidea, Elephantidae. The record is from RefSeq and is a predicted model, not a curated record.